Molecule: messenger RNA, 6792 nt
Organism: Chara braunii
Lineage: Eukaryota; Viridiplantae; Streptophyta; Charophyceae; Charales; Characeae
Source: the annotation of a GenBank genome assembly
AGGACAAGGAUCUUCGAUGCGGUCGCAUCACUUGGCUCCUGUGUCUGGUGCAUGUUUGCAACCUGAUGUUGUCGGACAUUGGCAAGGAUGGACGAGAUGGUGUCAUUGGACACAGGGAGGACACGAUCAUCAGAGCAAGGGCGGUCGUGCAAUUCAUUCGGUCACACGGGGCCGCCCUCGCCCUUUUUAGGCGAUUAUCCGCACGUCACUCUGCCAAAGGGCAGACAACGCCGUCAUCGGCUUCUAGCGGCACCUCUGGUCGCGGUCGGGAGCUCAUUUACCCGGUGCAUACCAGAUUCGCUACACAUUACCUCAUGUUAGAGCGACUGUUGGAGCGACGUUACGCACUGGAGGAGAUGACUCGAAUGAUCAGCGACGAGUGGUUGCGACAGCCGUGGAGACGGAGCUUGUGGCUUCAGUCGAGGUGGGUGCGGCAGCAGGUCAGAUUUGCUGCGUUUUGGGACGACGUCGAGGACAUUGUGGAGUUGAUGACACCUGUGAUGCAGUUGUUGCGCAGACUCGACCGUGGGGGGCGCGUGAUGUCACGCUUGUGGUCAUGGUCGGAGAGGGUCAUUCAGAGGGUUGCUCAGGCGCCUACCCGACGCACCAGCCGUACAGAGUUGGACGCCCUCGUCAGAGGUUUGCAGGCGCAGAGGAGGCAUAUGUUGGAGCCUGCUCAUUGCAUGGCCCACCUCCUUAACCCGCGGCACAGGAGUAUUGCAUACUUUGAGGGGGCGCGCAGGACAGACCACGAGAGGGAGUUGGCAGAGGAGGCUGGCAUUUACCUUCGUCAGCAGGCAGGACCGGAUUGGCAGUUGUACCAGGAUUUGAGGACAGCUUUGAAGGAGUUCCACAGUCGAGAGGGCGAUUGUGCGUAUGGCGGUCGCGACGGGGACCGAGAUGCAGAGACUCGCAGGGGGGAGAAGGAGACAUCGGCGGUUGCUCAGUGGUGGGUGCAGUGGGGGGACGGUGUCCCUUUGUUGCAGAGUAUCGCGGUUCACCUGAUGCACACGUGGACAUGUGCCUCUCCUGCUGAGAGGAACAAGGCUGUCCACGAGCGCGUUCAGGUGAAGCGGCGAAACAAGCUUGGUUUUAGCAAGCUCACUCGUUUGAUGGAGAUAUCCACCAAUAUGAGACUGCUUCGAUGCCACACGAGGGGGGUGGGGUACGUUCUCCCAUGGGAGGACGAGGACGUCGUCACGGAGGAGGAGAGAUCGGAGCCACGUGACUCGGGAGUCCGCCCUGCGGACAAGGUUACUGAUGAGCAGCUGGACAGGCAGGUUGCAGUGGUGCGGUCGGGGGGAGUCACCGAGGGUUGUCUCACCAGGGUGACCGACAUGGGGAGGGCACAGUAUCGUCAGCAUGAGGCUGCCGCGGACCAUGUGCAGGACACAUUCAGGGCCCGCUCCCCUGUCUAUCGGUACCUGGUUGUCGCCCAGAAGGUCGACAAUAAGGGGGUCAUGAUGCUCCGUUGCACGUUUUGCAACAAAGUUUUCCAAGGGACCCAGUUUCAAGCCACGAGGCACUUCACGCAGACAAACUACUGCAAGGACAUCAGCGACGAGGCGUUGUACGAGAUUGCUCGACGGACUCAACAGAAGUUCGAGGCCGAUCAGAUGGAGAGGGUUGCGCGGUAUGCGGCGGAGCGCGGACUCGAUGUGCCCGGCACGGGUGGUGCAAGGGGAGGAGAGGCGGGGCGGCGUCCGACGGAGGGAGGGGUCGAGGGAGAUGGUGGGCAUGGUGCGACAGACCUCACUUUGGGUGGUGGAGGCGGUGAGACGGAGGAGGGCGUGAUCCACGUGGAUUGCGAGGCGCGUGGUCCGGGUGAGGAGGGAGUCCCGGAACAGGAGGACGUGCCUGAGGUUUAUCCAGGCACUGGCGAGAGGUUGGAGGACUGGCGGAGGCGAGCAGGCAAGGGAGCUGCAACGGAGGGGUCUUCCAAGAGGAAGGAAGGAGGGAUUGAUCCGUGUGCCACCCCAGCAGGGAAGAGGCUUCGCCAGCAGAAGGUGACUGAUGUCUACGGUGGCGAGUGGGUUGCUCGCCACAAGAAGGCAUUCCUUCGCUGGUUGUAUUCCAGCGGGGUCUCCUUCAAUGCCUUUCGCAACCAGGCGUGGAAGGCAUAUCCGCAGGUGCUUCUUGAGCAGCCUGGCAGUUCCCCGCGUGCAGUGCUCCCCAACCACUGCGAGAUUGCGAGUAUGCGAGCGGUGGAAACCCACCGUGCGGAGUUGGCGGAGGAGUUGGAGGAGGUGAGGCAGCCAUUCUGGGUGACUGGUGCCACCCUCCUCUCCGAUGGGAGAAAAUCACGAGACGGGAGACCGAUCGUGAAUUUCCUUGCUGCUGGCUCUCGAGGGGUCGUCGUGUACACGACGAUCAAUCGAGAGGGCGAGGCGGACGAUGCACCGCACGUCCUUCAGAGAUGGGUUACCAUCUUCCACGAGUUCAGCUUCGGCGGGCCGCAGCGGAUAAAUGCGAUAUGCACUGACUCCGCUUCUGCCUAUGUCGAGGCUGCGAGGGCAUUGACCUCGCCGUCCAUGCCUCCUGCACUGAGGAGGAUCACUUGGCUCCCGUGCUCCGUCCAUGUCUGCAACAAAUUGUUUUCAGACAUGGGGACGAGUUGCGACGCGUUUGUGGACGCGAUCACACGCGCUCGUGUGCUGGUGGUGUUUUUCAAAACCCACCAGACCGCCCUUCAUUUUUUUAGGACGCGCAGCCCCGACAAGGGGCUUAUUCUUUCUUGCGAGACGCGGUUCGCGUCUGUGUACUCCAUGCUGGAGAGGCUGUUGGCCCUGCAGGACACUCUGCAGGACAUGAUGCGAGGGGACGACGCGCGGGCUUUUGCUUCCAUCCCGUGGUCCGCCGAUGUGUGCGUCAUGGCGCGUUGGGUGCGCCGACAGAUCAGAUGGGAUCCAUGGUGGCAGAGGGUGGCCACCAUCGUCCAUAUCAUGCAGCCCGUCAUGGAGUUGCUGAGGCGGAUGGAUCGUGGAGGACAGUACAUGUCCCUCAUGAUCGAGUGGACGCAGGAUCUUGUCCGUCGUGUCACGGUCGCAUGCGCCCCUUUGGGGAAGUCGUUCGCCGAGCGGAUCAUCAGACGUGUGCACGCUCGCACACAGCACAUGCUUGAGCCGGCUCACUGCGCAGGGUUCUUACUGAACCCCCGCAGGCGACACAUUCGCCACUUUUCGGGGCAGGUGGAGCGGUACGAUGCUUGGCUUGUGGGGCAAGCCAAGAGGUAUAUUCUGACGCAGACGGGAUUCGAGUUGGAGGGUGCGGAGUACAUCCUUGCAUGUCGGCAGUUUGAGGACUUCCACAUUCAGCAGGGCAGGUUCGGGGAUUGGGGAGGGUCGGAGGGGCGUGCUCGUGGGCGCGCGUGCAGCGGCGACAGCGAGACGAUUGAGUGCGCGUCUUGGUGGUCUCAGUUCGGGUCGGGCGCGCCAGAGUUGCAGCGUUGCGCUCUUCGGGUGAUGCACAUGUGGUCUUGCGCCUCUCCAGCGAAGAGGAACUGGGCAGUCCACGAGGGCAUUCAUACGAAGAAGUGCAACCAGUUGGCCUUUGAGAAAGUCGUGCAACUCGUUGAGAUCACCGCAAAUGUGUGGUUGACUGAGAGGAUGACGGAGGAGGAGAUCGCCCGUCAAGUUGCACUUAUUACCCGGGAUCCCAUCGGGGCGUCCGCACCACCCUCGGCUGAUGCCGUUUUCGAUAGACGUGAUUGCAUUUUUCGUCCCUACCCCAGGGAGGACGACUCAGACGAGGAGUCGAUACCCCAGGCGGAAGAUGACCCUGCGCUCUGCAUUCCUCGGGAGAUCGACGAGACGCACGACAAUCCCGACUUCGAGGAGACAAGGGCACACACUGCACGACGGGCGGCGGAUCGGGCGGAUAGGGAGAUGCUGGGGGGAGACGAGGACUUAUGGGGCCCAUUCGGUGAGGUCGCUUCCACUGGCGGCCCAGAGGCGCAAGCGACGACCCCCACUCCGACGAGGCGGGAUUCGUCCAUGCCGCCACCUCCUGCUCCGAGUCCUGCACCACCAUCGCCCGUCUCGCCACUUCAGCCGGACAGGGAGGAGUUGGGGUCUUCUUUGCCUCAGCGCGGCCUUCUCCAAAGAGGCGGGGCAGAGGAGGGGGCACCUUCGGCAGCAGCAGUGGAGAGUUCAGCGGCACCAGCGGCGGUGUCGGAUGCGACGAUCGCAGCCGCAGUGGAGGAGAUAGCAGCAGCAGCAGCAGCAUCAGUGCUGGAGGAGAUGGCAGCAUCAGUGCUGGAGGAGGAUCCACCAGCGACAGGAGGAGGUGCAGCAGUGGAGGGGCAGGUGGCAGCAGCAGGAGGAGCAGGUGGAGGAGCAGCAGCAGUGGAGGUUGAGGUGGCAGCAGCAGUGGAGGAGGAGGAGGCACCGUYGGCAGCUGCAGUGGAGGAGGAGAUAGCCGCACAGGCCGAGGUGCAGCGUGGGGGCGAUGACGAGCGCCUCAUGCAGCAGUUCCUCACGGAGGAGCUCGAUCCGGCCAUAGCGAGUAUGACCCCGGGUGUGGAAUGGGGGUUUGGGAUUUCAGAUUCGGAGAUGGGGACCCACUUAGACUUAGAUUUGUCGGUGGGCCUUCCACCCAGUUGCGUCGGGGCGACAUCGACGGACCGGGCUCCAUCGAGGGACGAGACGCCAGGCAGGACUUCGACGCAGACCGCGAGAGAGAGGACGGCGACUGAGUCUCCAGAUGCAGCACACGACAUCAUGGAGCGAGAGAGGGCUAGACUUUGGCAUCGACUGACCCUCAUGCUCAGGCGUUCGCACGGGCCAUGCGACGCGAGAUGCGAGGGUCGACCUCGGCCCGUCCUCGUCCUUCCCCUUGCCCGCGGGAUGAUGUCGCGCCUAGACCUGCAGUGGUUGGGAGGCCAGGUCGUGCAGAUGCAUAGUAUCAGGGCCUGUCCAUUCGACACGACAACACACUUCGACAGCAACGACGAUGAUGGAGGGUACGAGGGCAGCAGCGAGUCUGAGGACGACAUGGAUUUCAACAGAGGUGAGGGCGACGCCCCACGGAGAGGUGGUGAGGGUCCUGGAGACAUUGCUGUCGAGGAGCAGCACGCUCAGCGACGUUCUGUCAAGUAUGCGGAGGAGAGGGGUCGUGGAGGGGGGGGGUCAGCCAGGGGUGGAGGAGACGGAGGAUCGGGGGGACAAAUUCCACUUUCACCUCUAAGGGGGAGAUCUGAGGCUGGCCGCGGCCUUCCGGCCACUGCAGGGAAUUUAGCCGCGGUGACCGGCUCGUUGUCUGAUAUUUUUGGUAUGUCGAUGGGACCUCCGCCGACCGUCGGUGAUGCUGGACAAGCCCCCGUUGCCACGGGCAAGACACCCAUCAGCCAGGUUGACAUCAGAGCAAGUUUGGAUGCUGCUCGCGCCCUUGAGACAGGCGUUGCACUCGUCGCCGAGACAGAUGUUCCUGAUAGCUGCGGCACGGGGGUUCAGACGCAUGGUGUCAAGGAGGUUGAGGAGGGGGACGCCUCCCGACCCGCGCAGGGUGAUGGCGGUGUUUGCAGACCGGGACUUCGACCGAUUAGUGGAGAGGAUGACGAUGCGGAGGGAGGUGGUGGUGGGCCUGUCGGUGGAGGGGGUGGACCUCACGGAGGAUCUGAGGCAGUCGGUGUGCAUGAUGGAUGCGAGCAGGAAAGACAGCCCGCCGGUGGAGGGGAGCAGACGGAUGAAGGACGAGGUAGUGCGUCUGCUGCAGAAAUGCAGCAACGUGCAGUUGACGGACCUGGCGAGCAGGCAGUCGAUUCAGUGGUCGCCGACCACCCUGACGCGCUUGCGGAGGGUAUUUGUGUGUUGCCUUUAGGUGGCGCCAUGUCCGCUGCAGUUUUGGGGUGCGAAGGUAGAGAGGAUCCUCUUACAGCUGAUCUGCGGGGGCGGAUGGAGGAUGCCAGCCGGAGAGCUUUGGGAGACCCCCCACCAUAUGCGCCAUGUAGCUCGUCAGUGCCCUCCUCCAUGACAGGCAUCACCCCUCACUCUUGGGAUCCUAUGGAGCAGAUGGAGAGCAUCAGGGCCGCAUGCGCGGCAAAUACGAGGUCGUGGGAUAGUGGUCGUGCCGGAUCUGAGAGUCGUUCGUCUGUCACUCAAGUGAUGCAAGACAUGCAGCCAGGAUUAGCUGCCAUACCUGCAUCUAUGAGACCUCCACCGUUGCCGCGAGGGGGAGACAUUGAGGUGGAUGCAGCAGGUUGGGGUCGGGGCCGGAGUGGCGGAUCGCGUUUGGACAAUACUGGGGCCGACCCUUCGACACAGCGCAUUGCUCACGUGAUUGGUGCAUCGACACAGUGGACGGAGACCGCCACAGCGGGGGCACGUGCGCUGACCACUUCGACGGCGGACGAUCCGCCUCCGACCCGUCCGCCGGAUAGAGGAACGGCGGGCCGCAUCUUAGAGGAGGAUGUUAGGGACAGGAGACCACGCGCUCCUUCUUUAGCAGCUGGCCCGUAUUCCUCAGGGACUGACGGUUUGGAGAUGCCUCGGGGACACCGGAGGAGGCAGGAUGUUCAUGGGAUUCUGCUCAGAGACAUGGCGACGGAGGUGGAGGAGAGAAAGAGACAGAGAGUUGUGCGGGCACAGGAGGCCGCUCGCACAGGGGAGCAGCACCAAGCUAGGCGUGUGGGUGAUAGAGUUGUUGGUGGCCGGACGAGGACGAGGGUGGAUGUCGUUGACGACGACGAUUAGUUGUUUGUGUACUCUCGACUUUCUUUUGGUCUGCAUAUUAGAUGUGGCGAGUUCUCUUUCUUUUAAUUAGGACUUCUCAUUUUCAGUUAGGUGCAAUAGUUUG